This is a messenger RNA of Meloidogyne enterolobii, 1299 nucleotides long. NCBI's taxonomy places the organism in Eukaryota, Metazoa, Nematoda, Chromadorea, Rhabditida, Meloidogynidae. The record is from the annotation of a GenBank genome assembly.
AUGUGUUCUGGUGCCCUUCCAAUGGAUUCCUCAGAAAUUGUUGGAGUAAAGAAAAAUUCCUGUUGCAGUAAUGGAGAGGAAAAGCAUUCUUUAAUGUUCGGAAAUAUGUCUUUUUUUGAUGAUGUACAUCCUGCUUAUUGGGGUUUUCGUACUCCACAAAGCGAAACUUAUUAUUCGUGUACGGGUGCUAUUGAAGAUGAACCUAAAUCUCCCGCCUCUUCCGGUACUUCUUCCUUUGGAAGCAAUAGAAAUUCUUUGGAUGUCUUUAGACGUCUUGAAAUGUUAGGCGAAGGCAGUUAUGCUACUGUUUGGAAAAGUGAAAAUCGAAUUGACGGGUCAAUUGUUGCUUUAAAAGAAAUUAGACUACAAGAACAGGAAGGACUUCCAUUUACUGCUAUCCGUGAAAUUUCUCUUUUACGUGCACUUCGUCAUGCAAAUAUUGUACGUCUACAUCAAAUAAUCAUUCAACAACCAAAAGCUUUAGUCCUUGUUUUUGAAUAUAUGAAAACUGAUCUCGCCAAAUAUCUCGAAAAUUAUUCUCCAAAUGGUUUGGAUCCAUUACAAACUAAAGUUCUUUUAUUUCAAUUACUUCGCGGGUUGGCUUUUUGCCAUGAAAGGAAAAUUUUACACAGAGAUCUCAAACCCCAAAAUUUACUUCUUUCAAUAGAAGGAGAACUUAAAUUAGCAGAUUUUGGAUUGGCUAGGGCUAAAUCUGUUCCUAGUCGAACAUAUUCACAUGAUGUUGUUACUUUAUGGUAUCGGCCACCAGAUGUACUUCUCGGUUCCACUGUUUAUUCAACUUCUUUAGACAUUUGGGGGGUUGGAUGUAUUUUUGCUGAAAUGUGUAGCGGUUCUGCUUUAUUUCCUGGUGCUAAUGAGGUAUCUGAUCAACUUCACAAAAUAUUUUCUGUUCGUGGCCUUCCAAAUUUGGAAUUGUGGCCAGAAGUUGUUAAUUUACCUAAAUGGUCACUUUUUACUUUUCCAAAUACUUAUAUUGAACUCGAUUUAUUAACUUAUCAGCCAGCUUUUUAUAAAUUGGGUGAUGAAGGAUUAAAAUUAAUUACACAGUUAUUACAAUUAAAACCAACUGAUAGAAUAUCUGCAGAAGGGGCAAUGCUUCACAAAUAUUUUGAAGAAUUACCAAAAACAUUACAUGCUUUAUUACCUAAUGAAUCAGUAUUUUCUGUAAUUAAAAACUGUCCUUUUAAAUGGAAUAACAACAAAAUUAAAAAUUUAAAUAAUUAUUUUGAUACAAAAUUAGUACAAAAUAUUGAUGGAUUUACAAAUAAUUAUUUUUGA